Molecule: messenger RNA, 301 nt
Organism: Botrytis fragariae
Lineage: Eukaryota; Fungi; Ascomycota; Leotiomycetes; Helotiales; Sclerotiniaceae
Exons: 2
Coding region: 8-301 (97 amino acids)
Source: RefSeq, a predicted model, not a curated record
ACCGGGUAUGGUACCUAAUACCGAAAAUCCACCGGGUCAUUCUGCUACGGUUCUGCUCAGGAGGUUCGAGAAUGAAUCUCAAGAUGUAGGAGCUGCUGCGGCCUUGGAUACCGAACCUUCGGACAUCUGUUCCAUUGGAGCAUCACAAGAUGUUUCAACUUGCACAAAAAAAUGUAAUAAUAGAACAUACACUGCUAAUAAUGCUAAGAAAGUCGUCCACCUUGAAGAUUUGACAGCCAAGACGAGUUUCCAGCUUGUCGACGGAGAGCACCCACUACUUCCUUGCCAUGAGAAACUCUGA